Messenger RNA from Pectinophora gossypiella (pink bollworm), 502 nucleotides. RefSeq lists its product as uncharacterized. The record is from RefSeq and is a predicted model, not a curated record. Bases 95 to 421 code for a protein of 108 amino acids. The transcript is spliced from 4 exons. NCBI's taxonomy places the organism in Eukaryota, Metazoa, Arthropoda, Insecta, Lepidoptera, Gelechiidae.
AUAAAAAAAAUACCAUGAAUAUUCCAAAUCCCAUGGAAUAGGUAUUCAUGGUAUAUUUUUUUGUUACAUUUUUGGUUAUUUAUUUUAACAUGUCAUGAGCAAGCUACAGAGGCAGCAGAAGAUCGCAAGGAGUGGAAAUCUGUUAUUGAAGUCCUCCAUCCAACAAGGGAUAAAAGGAUUUGAAGAAGAUAUUCCUCUACAAGUGAAGGAUAAUGAGUUAGAACACGAAGAUGAGGAAGUGGCUCCCGAUACUUUGGAGGAGGCAGGGGCGCUGGAAGCCGAUGUGGGGGCUAGAUUGUCCAACUCAUUCUGGCAUGGUCUCCGAUUUUCAAACGACGAAAUACUAAAGACUGUCGGAGGCUGCCUCGAAGGUAGUCUUCUGAAACGAUUGUUGUAUUACACUGCAGCUUCGAAAGACUAACAUUAUCCAUCGGAACAUCUUGUACUUAUUUUUUCUGUUACCUGUAUUUAAAAGUACCUAAUAUAAGAAUUUUAUCUCGUU